AUGGGAAUAAGUUGCUCUAAAGAAAAACAAAAUUCUAAAAUAAUUUAAAGCUUAUAUUCAAAGAUUUAUAAAAAGCAAGAUAAAACAGACUUGAUUCUAUAUCUUAAAGCCUUUAUAAAUGAUGAAUAAUCAAAUGCUUUCAAAACUCAAAUUAAAAAUUUCCAAAACACUGAAUUUUUAGAUUUGGGAGUGGAAACAAGACACAUUAGCUUCAAAAGCUUAUAAGUUAUAGCAGAAUCUUUUCUUCACUUACAGUUUUUAAGAAUUGUUAAACUUCACGUUUUGCUGGAAUAAUUUACUUCUACUGAAAGCGUUCAUGUCGCUAGCAUAUUAGAGAAUACUAAUUUGAAAAAAAUAGUUAUCACUACAUAGGGAAAUGUUGAUAAUGAAAACAACUAGAUUAAAAAGUUUUUUGGUAACAUUAGUGGGUUCUAGUGCCUUUUCGCAAGGAUUUAAUGUGAUUCUUUCGAUAAUUACUCGAUUGAACUCUUGUUUGAUCCCUUUAUCAAGCUGACUGAGCAAUAAUUGCAUUUAUAAGUCUUUCAUUUAAAUUUUAUAAGUAAUUAAAUUAGCGAUGGUGGUGCUAUCUAAAUAUCUAAAGCUUUAAAAAUAUAAUAAUUCUUAUAAGAUAUUACAGUUGAUCUAUCGAAAAAUUAAAUUGAUACACUAGGUGCUAUUAGUCUCAUUUCUUGUGUUAAAGAAUUAAAAUUUUUAAAAUUAUAUGGCUUAGGAUUAGAAAAAAACAAAUUAAAAUCUCUCAUUGAGCUUAAUGAAGAUGAUGAAAAUGAUAAAAUUCCUACUUAACUCAAUAAAUUAGAGGUUUUUUCAUUAAAUUUAAGAUUUAAUUAUAUGAAUGAUAAUAUUCUGGUCCUCUUGGUUAAAUAUUUAAACAUCUAUGCAUUUACUUAAGAAAUUUAGUUAGAUUUAUCAUAUAAUUAAAUAGAUUUUAAGGGUGUGAAUGCUCUUUCAUAGUCAUUUUAAUAAUUUAAGAACUUAAAAUGUGCUAAGCUGCUUCUUGGGUAAAAUUAGAUUUAGUAAACAGGUGCUAAUACUUUGUACACAACCCUCCUAAAUAAUUCGUUUCUUAAACAAAUUGUGCUUAAUUUAAAAAGAAAUUAAGUUGUUGAUUACCUUUAAGUGCAAAAUGAACCUUAGUUAAAUAAUCUUUAAAUAUUAGAUAUUAACAUUAGUGAAAAUACUCUUGAAAGUGGAGCAGUCAAUUUUUUUGAAAGUAUUAGUUAAUUUAAGAAUCUAAAAACAUUGAAAUUAAGAUUAGAGCAUAUUACAUAAAUUAUACCUCUUGAUAACUUAAAAAGUACAAUUACAAGCUUAAAACUAUUAGAAGCAUUUACAUUUAGCCAUACAGAUCUAAAUCAAAAUGAUGUCUUAAAAAUAAUAUAAAUAUGUAAGGGUAUUACUAAUUUAAGCACUUUGAGCUUAGCAUUUAAAGCCUCUUUGAAUUUCGAGUUGUAGCCAAUAGCAAGUGAGCUUAAAAAACUAGAUAGAGUUAAAUCCCUCAAAUUUUAACUAAGAGCUAAAUAGUAGUGGAGAUAGGAUUAAAUUCAAAAUGUUUACAAAGUAACAAAAAAACUCAAAAGACUUGUUCUAAAAAACAUUAAUAUUGAAUGA
This is a messenger RNA of Tetrahymena thermophila SB210, 1629 nucleotides long. RefSeq lists its product as hypothetical. Gene Ontology annotation, molecular function: GTPase activator activity. The record is from RefSeq and is a predicted model, not a curated record. Lineage: Eukaryota; Ciliophora; Oligohymenophorea; Hymenostomatida; Tetrahymenidae. The transcript is spliced from 16 exons.